This is a messenger RNA of Passer montanus (Eurasian tree sparrow), 1477 nucleotides long. It is a transcript of the gene CLUL1, whose product is annotated as clusterin like 1. The record is from RefSeq and is a predicted model, not a curated record. NCBI's taxonomy places the organism in Eukaryota, Metazoa, Chordata, Aves, Passeriformes, Passeridae. The transcript has 8 exons. Bases 1 to 1386 code for a protein of 461 amino acids.
AUGAGGUCCUCCUGGAUAUUUAUAAUACAUGUGCUGUGUCUGAGUGGCCACCAGUGUGCACCGACGAAGCAGGAGGAGAUGAAUCUCCGGGACAACCUCAAGCAAUUAUCUGAAGUUGGAGAGAAGUAUGUGGAUGAAGAGGUAAAGAAAGCUUUGAUUGGUAUUAAGCAGAUGAAAAUUAUGAUGGAAAGAAAUGAAGAUAAGCACAUAGAUCUGAUGAAAACCUUGAAGAAGAGCAGUGAAGAAAAACAGCAAGCCUUGCGACUUAUGGAUGAAGUAAAGGCAAGACUGGAAGAAGAGGAAAGACAAUGUCAAGUAUCCUUGAAAAAUCUAUGGGAUGAAUGUGAAUCUUGUUUAGAAAGUACCUGCAUGAGAUAUUACACAACUUGCAAACACGGUGUGUCAACCUUUAAGAGAAAGGUUGAAGAUUUUUUGAGGAAAAUACCUCCACUCAUAUUUACUUUUCAUGAGGAGCAAGGAAGAGACAUCCAGUUUAAUGAAAAGCCUGAGAAAGAGGAUACUCAGCUAUUAAAGAUGGAAGAUUUAUUUAGCCAGCUAUUAUCGGAUGUCGGCUCAAUAUUUGACAGAAGUUUCAUUUUUUUCAAGCGCAUGCAAAAAGAAUUUGACCAGUCUUUUCAGACUUAUUUCAUGUCUGACCUGGAGUUGAGUGAGUCCCCCAGUAUGCCAGCUUUACCUGAGGUCACCACCAGAAGUGAAGGCCCCCAGAGAGGCUGGGGCAUGCCCGGCUUCUUACAGACAGUUUUUGAUUUCAGCAGGACGGUGUUCGAAGGUGUCAGUGAGGUGAUCACCGACGUGUUUGAUGAAUACAGAGAUUACAGAAGAGAUGUGCCAGAACAAACCAAAGAUCCUGACAGAAGUGGCAUGUUUUCAAAAAUUGUGUCAGGGCGCCAGAGACUUCAGUGCAAGGAGCUCCGGGAGAACUCCUCUGGAUGCCCACAGUUUCAUGAGAGAUGCCAGAAAUGUCAAGACAAUCUUUUACAUGAUUGCCCAAAUGUUCCUGAGCUGCACAUAAAGUUUGAUGAAGCCUUUAAGCUGGUUAAUCUCUCAGGGGAGCAGUACGAGCAGAUUCUCCAGGUGGUUCGGCAUCACACGGAGGACACUUCCUACUUGCUGAACAAAAUGAAAGAAAGAUUUGGGUGGGUGUCUGAGUUAUCCAACAUGACCAUUGGACCAGAAAACAUUUUCAACAUAGUUAAGGUGGUACCUGGGGAUCCCUCCAGUAAAGAUGAAACUGUGGUAGAUGUGAACGUUCUGACUUCACCUACUUUCACCAUUAAAGUUCCUCCCAACUUAGAUCCCAAGAGUCCUGAGUUCAUCGAAUACAUAGCUGGGAGAGCACUCCAAUUGUAUAAGCAGAAUUUUUAAGUGGGAAGAAGAAGUGUGAAUUCUUUCUUCCUGAAAUAAAGUAUAUGCUCCUUAGUUGAACUACCCCUAUGCUCAACAUAGCUAACUGUUA